Harmonia axyridis is the source of this 2146-nucleotide messenger RNA. RefSeq names its product hexokinase type 2. NCBI's taxonomy places the organism in Eukaryota, Metazoa, Arthropoda, Insecta, Coleoptera, Coccinellidae. The transcript is spliced from 8 exons. Gene Ontology annotation, biological process: glucose 6-phosphate metabolic process; intracellular glucose homeostasis; glycolytic process. Gene Ontology annotation, molecular function: mannokinase activity; glucokinase activity; ATP binding. The record is from RefSeq and is a predicted model, not a curated record. The coding region runs from base 269 to 1612 and encodes 447 amino acids. Gene Ontology annotation, cellular component: mitochondrion; cytosol.
AACACCAGCAUUUGGUACAAAACAAAUUUGAGUUAUUUUGUGGGUUGAAUAGAAUCAUAUCAACACAUAAACAUAGAGUUUGCGAUAGGAUUGUAAAGUUAUAGAUGUGAGGUAAUUCCAGAUUUUCGAAUACACACGAUACUAUAAACAAAGUGUUAAGUACUGAUAAAGUUUGCCAUUAUUUGUUUCCCAGUUAGAUUCGGUCAAAUUAACACUUAUAGUUCAGUUUCUGGUGUGUUUGGUGAAGGUUCAUUUGAAGAGUUGAAGGAUGAAUCCAACACCAAAGAUCCGAGAAAGAUGCAAAGAUCUGAUAUUGGACGACGAUACUCUACGUGAAAUUCAACGUAGAUUUUUGGAUAACAUCAAUCGUGGUCUUCGAAAGGACACUCAUGAUGAAGCCAUCAUCAAAUGCUUUGUCACAUAUGUUCAGAACCUACCAAGCGGAGAAGAAUCUGGUAAAUUCCUUGCCCUCGACCUUGGAGGUACCAACUUCAGAGUUCUUUUGAUCGAACUGAGCAAAAAUCAUUUCGAGAUGAAAUCCAAAAUAUUCGCCAUACCACAACACAUCAUGUUAGGAUCUGGAGAAAGAUUAUUUGACCACAUCGCAGACUGUCUCUACAAAUUCACAAAGGAAGAAAACAUUGUCAACGAGGUUCUGCCUCUCGGUUUCACCUUCAGUUUUCCAUUGGUGCAAAAGAGUCUUACUACCGGUAUCCUGAAGAGAUGGACCAAAGGUUUCAACUGUUCUAAUGUUGUUGGACAGGAUGUUGUACAACUUUUGUUGGAUGCCAUUGAAAGAAGAGGGGACAUAAAAAUCUCCGUUAUGGCCAUUUUGAAUGACUCGACAGGUACCCUAAUGUCUUGUGCUUGGUUGAACCGCAACUGCAGAAUAGGUCUCAUUGUUGGUACUGGCAGUAACGCCUGUUAUGUUGAAAAACAAAAAAACGCCGAGUUGUUCGAUGGGGAAGAUUUAGGAUCAGGAAACGUUCUUAUCAAUACUGAAUGGGGAGCUUUUGGAGAUGACGGAGCUUUAGAUUUUGUCAGAACCUGUUACGAUGAAGAAAUCGACAGACAUUCAGUCAAUCCUGGAAAGCAAUUGCAUGAAAAAAUGAUCUCUGGGAUGUACAUGGGAGAACUUGCAAGGCUGGCACUAGAAAAAUUAACCAAAGAAGGUCUACUAUUCUCGGGCAAAGGGUCAGAUGCUCUUUUCACCAGAGGAUCAUUCUAUACUAAAUAUGUCUCCGAAAUCGAAUCAGACCGCCCUGGAACAUAUUCAAACUGCAUAGAAAUUCUUGAAGAAUUAGGUUUGAAACAUGCCACUGAACAAGACUACAUUAAUGUUAGGUUUAUCUGCGAAUGCGUUUCACGUAGAGCAGCACAUCUUGUUUCUGCAGCGGUUGCUGGUCUACUGAAUAAAAUGGGGGAAAAGAAAGUAACAAUUGGAAUAGAUGGUUCAGUAUAUAGGUAUCAUCCCCAUUUCCACAACUUGAUGAUGGAGAAAAUAGGCAAUCUGACAGAACCAGGCAUAGUUUACGACUUGAUGUUGUCUGAAGAUGGUAGUGGAAGAGGUGCCGCAUUGGUAGCAGCGGUGGCAUGUAGACACCCCCGGUGAAGAAAUUAAAAACCUAGAAUUUAAUUUGUACAUAAUAGAUAUAUUUGGGUUCCUAAGAUACAACUACCAAUGAAAGUAUGUACAGGCAGCUUGAAUCAAGAAGUUUAGUUGAAGAGGUUCUUGAAUAUUUGCUUCACAAUCUGCUUUACCUUUUAUUGUUCAGACCAAAUUCCUUAAGUCUUAUUUUGUUAGUACUUUUUUUGAAGCAAAGAAAUGUAAUAUAAUUUAUUUAAAUCUUUCGAUUUGUUGUUAUUGGUUUCCUGUUAUUUUAUAUACUGUAAAGUAAAUUUCAAGAAACAUGUUAUUAUAGUGAGGAUUGUCAAAACUGCCUUGCUGUAACGUCAGUGAUCUGUAUAAAGUGCUAAAUUUUUAUAAUUUGAACUUGAUGUAUUUUUUAAGUAAGCAGAAGUACUGAGAAUUUAUUGAUAUCUUUUGUACAAGGCAAUAGUUGUAAAUUAAUAUCACAACUGGUUUGAUAUAAAAGAAUAUAUUUAUCUAUUUUGAAAUUUCAACGAAUAAAUAGUUAUAUACUCA